Arachis duranensis is the source of this 2297-nucleotide messenger RNA. RefSeq names its product ATP-dependent zinc metalloprotease FTSH 4, mitochondrial. Lineage: Eukaryota; Viridiplantae; Streptophyta; Magnoliopsida; Fabales; Fabaceae. Gene Ontology annotation, cellular component: chloroplast thylakoid; membrane. Gene Ontology annotation, molecular function: ATP hydrolysis activity; ATP binding; ATP-dependent peptidase activity. Bases 225 to 2297 code for a protein of 690 amino acids. The record is from RefSeq and is a predicted model, not a curated record. The transcript has 7 exons. Gene Ontology annotation, biological process: proteolysis.
GGAAAGCCACGAGUGCCUAAGAAAAUGGUGGGAAGAGAAAUUUGCUGAAUGGCGUCCCAGACAAGGAGGGCAGAGAAGGUCACGCUCUAACAACAAAGUCACACCCCCCUUUGACCAACGUUUAUUAUUAACCUUCUCUUCUCUUCUCUUCACUUGACGUUUCAAUUUUUUUCACUUCAAUUCAGACACACACCUUCUUCUUUCUCUUCAUCCAAUAAUCACUCAUGGCUUGGAGGCCUUUAUUAACGCAGGUUUCAAGGCGACAAUUAGAAUUUGGACAGGCAAAACAUUUGUUUCUUAGAGGCCAUUUUUCCAUUAAUAAGUUCAGAGAUUGUGCAGGGAAUAGGCUUUUGCCCACCCAGGAGAGAUUCAAGUCCAGCUAUGUUGGCGAUUUCAACCGUCGAAUACGUGAUGCAGAUGAAGCUGUUGAAAUUUCUCAUCUGAAAGAACUUUACCAUCGAAAUGAACCUGAAGCUGUAAUUAGGUUAUUUGAAAGUCAGCCAUCUCUGCAUGCUAAUCCUUCAGCACUUUCCGAAUAUAUUAAAGCAUUAGUUAAAGUUGAUAGGCUGGAUGAAAGUGAAUUAUUGAAGACAUUGAGAAGAGGUAUGCCCAAUGCAGUGAGGGAGGAAGAAAGCAUAGAUGGCUUCUCUUCUCUUAGAAAUAUGCGGGGGCAAGAAAGUAUAGGUGGUUUCUCUGCUUUUAGAAAUCUGGGAACACCUGCAAGAGAGAGAAUUCUUGGGACUGCAAGUUCACCCGUUCAUAUGGUGGCUACAGAAGCGGCGAGUUUUAAAGAUCGACUAUGGCGUGCAUUUAGGUCCAUUGUAGUUGUUUUUUUGUUGAUUUCGGGUGCAGGAGCUCUCGUAGAGGAUAAAGGAGUUGGUCAAGGGCUUGGUGAACAUGAAGGAGUGCUACCCAGCAUGGAGUCAAGUACAAGAUUUAAUGAUGUAAAAGGUGUUGACGAGGCAAAGGCAGAGCUGGAAGAAAUUGUUCACUACCUCCGGGAUCCUAAGCGCUUUACUCGGCUUGGUGGUAAGCUUCCAAAAGGAGUGUUGCUUGUUGGUCCACCUGGAACUGGAAAAACUAUGUUGGCUAGAGCUAUAGCCGGAGAGGCUGGGGUUCCUUUCUUCUCAAGCAGUGGAAGCGAAUUUGAUGAGAUGUACGUGGGUGUAGGUGCACGAAGGGUCAGGGAUCUUUUUUCCGCUGCUAGGAAGCGAUCACCUUCUAUAAUCUUCAUUGACGAGAUAGAUGCUAUUGGAGGGAACCGAAGUGCGAAGGACCAAACUUACAUGAAGAUGACAUUAAAUCAAUUGCUGGUUGAGUUAGAUGGAUUCAAACAAAAUGAAGGCACAAUUGUGAUUGGAGCAACUAAUUUUCCAGAGUCAUUGGAUAAGGCUUUGGUGAGACCUGGUCGAUUUGAUCGCCAUGUUGUUGUUCCCAAUCCAGAUGUAGAAGGAAGACGGCAGAUUUUGGAGUCGCACAUGUCAAAGGUUAUGAUGGCUGAUGAUGUUGAUUUGAUGGUCAUUGCUCGAGGAACACCUGGGUUCUCUGGUGCUGACCUUGCAAACUUGGUUAAUGUAGGCGCCCUUAAGGCUGCAAUGGACGGUGCUAAAGCUGUGACCAUGGCCGAUUUAGAGUAUGCAAAGGACAAGAUCAUGAUGGGAAGUGAACGCAAGACAGCCAUCAUAUCUGAGGAAUCGCGAAAGUUGACUGCUUACCAUGAGGGUGGCCAUGCCCUUGUGGCCAUUCACACCGAUGGGGCCCUUCCCGUUCACAAGGCGACAAUAGUUCCCCGAGGGAUGGCCCUCGGCAUGGUUACUCAAUUACCCGAGAAGGAUGAGACCAGCAUAUCCCGUAAACAGAUGCUUGCCCGGCUUGAUGUUUGCAUGGGAGGCCGGGUAGCAGAAGAGCUCAUUUUCGGGGCAAACGAAGUUACUGCUGGCGCGUCGUCCGACCUCAAGCAGGCGACUAAGCUAGCAAGGGAAAUGAUUACUAAAUAUGGUAUGGGAAAGGAGACUGGACUUGCCACUCACAAUUACAAUGAUGAUGGGAGAAGCAUGAGCUCAGAGACAAGGCUUCUUAUUGAGAAAGAGGUGAAGCAUUUCUUGGAGAGAGCUUACAACAAUGCAAAAACAAUUCUAACCACUCACAACAAGGAACUCCAUGCUCUUGCAAAUGCUCUUCUUGAACAUGAGACCCUUUCAGGAACUCAGAUAAGAACACUUCUUGCUCAAGUUAGAUCCCAGAAACAGCAGCAGCAGCAGCAGCCGCACAUGGUCGAAGUGCAGAGCAGAUCUUAG